UGGGUAGUUGGCGUAGUUGUAGUUGCUCUAGCUCGGGAUAGUUUUUGUGCAAAAUUCAGGAUAUUUCACAGAAAAAUGUCUACUGUCGAAGAAUUACAGAAGAAAGUGCAAGAGUUGGAGGCCAAACUAGCGGCCGUCCAAGGAAGCGCGGGCCCAGUGCGGCAGAAAAUUGACGUUAUGUCGUCCGAAGUUGUGGACUCUAAUCCUUACAGUCGUCUCAUGGCACUAAAGAGGAUGGGUAUAGUGGACAACUAUGAGAAGAUCCGAGAGAUGUCAGUGGCAGUAGUGGGAGUCGGUGGUGUCGGCAGUGUCACUGCGGAGAUGCUCACCCGUUGUGGUAUUGGGAAGCUAAUCCUCUUCGACUAUGACAAGGUUGAGCUGGCGAACAUGAACCGCCUCUUCUUCCAACCGCACCAGGCCGGGCUCAGCAAGGUGGCUGCGGCCGCCGCUACACUGCAGAACAUAAACCCUGACGUUGCCAUUGAUGCAUACAACUAUAAUAUCACAACGGUGGAUAAUUUUCAGAAGUUCUGCGAUGCCAUUAGCACUGGGAGCUUAACUGGCGGCUCAGUGGACCUGGUGCUCAGCUGCGUGGACAACUUCGAGGCCCGAAUGGCCAUCAAUACCGCCUGCAAUGAGCUCAACCAGAAAUGGUUUGAGAGCGGAGUCAGUGAGAAUGCUGUAUCGGGGCAUAUACAGUUCAUUGUACCCGGAGUGACCGCCUGUUUUGCUUGUGCACCCCCUCUGGUGGUGGCGUCUAAAAUCGACGAGCGUACACUAAAACGGGAGGGUGUGUGUGCGGCCAGUCUACCUACUACUAUGGGCAUCGUCGCCGGUUUCCUUGUACAAAACACACUGAAGCAGCUGCUAGGAUUUGGAACAGUCAGCCACUACCUGGGCUACAGCGCGCUUACUGACUUCUUCCCUAUGAUGAGCUUAAAGCCGAACACACAAUGCGAUGACAACCACUGCCGCACGCGACAGGUGGAGGCGCGCGCGCGGCCGCAGGUAGAGGUCGCCACCGAGGUCAAGGAAGACGCAGGACCACUCCAUGCUGACAACGAGUGGGGAAUCAGAUUGGUGGAUGAAAACUGUCCCGAAGAAGAAGAUACUUCCAAUUUGAAAUUAGUUGAUGGUGUUCAGGUAGCGUACAGCAUCCCGGUGGACAACAGUACUCCUGAGUCCAGCACGGGCGGCGCCGUGGCCGCCUCCGAGCUCUCUCUAGAAGAUCUCAUGCAGCAAAUGAAGUCCAUCUAAACCCGUUCUAGAUCGGAUGAUGUGUGACAAGCCGCAACAAACAAGCUAUCACUCGGACGCCACGUUACCGGUAGUGUCAAAACUGAAAUUGAACUUUAUGCAUGUGUACGAAGGUCUAUGUUGCUCUGUGGUCUUUGACCGAUUAAUCAGUCUUUGGCGUUAGACCUGCGGUGCCGAUAUAUCUGUCAUUAGCUUCCAAAUGGUUAAGGGCCAUCUAUCUUCUCUCUCUUAUCUAUUUUAGGCGCCAUCUAUGAUUAGCUUUUCAUAUUAAAUUAUAAAACGUAAUUUAAUCGCGUAUAAUUAAGUUAAAAAAAACUAUUCAUCAUCUUCCUCGAGUUAUCCCGGCAUUUUGCCACGGCUCGUUGGAGCCUGGGGUCCGCUUGGCAACUAAUCCCAAGAAUUUGCGUAGGCACUAGUUUUACGCAAGCGACUGCCAUCUGACCUUCCAAUCCAGAGGGUAAACUACACCUUAUUGGGAUUAGUCCGGUUUCCUCACGAUGUUUUCCUUCACCGAAAUGCGACUGGUAAAUAUCAAAUGAUAUUUCGUACAUAAGUUCCGAAAAACUCAUUGGUACGAGCCGGGGUUUGAACACGCGACGUCUGGAUUAUAAGUCGCACGCUCUUACCGCUAGGCCACCAGCGCGCAACGCUUUAAAAAAUCUAGUAUUAAAAGAAUAUCGACAGUCGAUAAAUCGAAUAUCGUUAGUGUUGUGUGUCGACAGAGUAACAUCCCUAGUGCAAACGUUCAAGCUGAUAAACAAGACCAAGUGCGGGUAGUUCGAAAAACUCGCUCGGCUAGAAGAUGUUGAUCUCAACUUUAGCCAGUCUUCUCCGAGACCACGGGGACAACGCCGUGCUCGAAACGUCGAAGGUAAAUCUUAAAACUUAAUUAUACGCGAUUAAGUUCCGUUUUAUAAUUUAAUAAUCUCUAAAAAUCGUGAAAGUUUAAAUUAGUGUUAGUUUUAUAUAUUCAUAAAAACAUAUUGCUUUUAAAAAUGAUAAUGAUACGAAUUAACGGUGCUUUUGGCAGAAAAAUAAGUAUUUCCAUGAUACUAAUGAUGAAUGUUAUUUUUCAUUUCUCAUGCUCUGAAAGAGGGUCAUUGUUGUUCUAAAAGGUGUGCAGAAAAUGAUACGUGUCUGCACUAGAGCAUUUUACGUUCCAAGUACGAUUUUUUCUAUUUUUUCACAAUAAGCAAUUGAAAUUUUGGGUUUAAAUGAAUUAGUUAUAAAAUUUCCAUUCUGAUAUAAAUAUCCAUAUUCCAUAAAUAACGAUACUUUUGCCUAAAUUGUUAUUUGAAAGUACCCUCAAGAAAUACUAUAAAAAUGUAUACUUAGUCAUGUUUUUAAAAUAACACAUGCAUUUUACUUACCUCGUAUUCGAAAUGAAAAGUAGAGUGUUUAACUCGGGAGAAAGGCAUCAUUUCAGCCUCGGACUAUUGGCGCUCUCACUGCGUUCGAGCGCCAAACAACCUCGGCAGAAAUGAGUGCCUUUCAUCCCUUGGUUAACAAUCUACUAUAAAAUAUAGUAUAACGCAUUCCAGAGUUGAAAUUCGCUAGUGAGCAAUAUAAACAGAUCAUUUUAUAUGAAUUUUCCGCACAAAUGACCCAUUUGGAUUAUUUGCUCUCAAGUGUAUUUGUCUAAUUAUUAAUGUGCUAUUGUAUUAUUGUAUAAUGUAAGGUACAUAAGUGUGAUUAUUAUUAUUUUAUUUUGGAGAUUUUAUAAUAAUAUUGUUAUUAGUUGCUAAGCUACGAGAAAUAUCAAUGUUUAUAAGCAUAUUUUAUUAUUAAAUGUCUUCGGCGAGA
Cydia strobilella is the source of this 3060-nucleotide messenger RNA. It is a transcript of the gene Uba5, whose product is annotated as ubiquitin-like modifier-activating enzyme 5. Gene Ontology annotation, cellular component: cytosol; cytoplasm. The coding region runs from base 76 to 1257 and encodes 393 amino acids. Gene Ontology annotation, biological process: protein ufmylation. The record is from RefSeq and is a predicted model, not a curated record. Gene Ontology annotation, molecular function: UFM1 activating enzyme activity. The transcript has 9 exons. NCBI's taxonomy places the organism in Eukaryota, Metazoa, Arthropoda, Insecta, Lepidoptera, Tortricidae.